This is a messenger RNA of Thamnophis elegans (Western terrestrial garter snake), 1229 nucleotides long. RefSeq names its product mannose-binding protein-like. NCBI's taxonomy places the organism in Eukaryota, Metazoa, Chordata, Lepidosauria, Squamata, Natricidae. Gene Ontology annotation, cellular component: multivesicular body; rough endoplasmic reticulum. The transcript has 6 exons. Bases 154 to 897 code for a protein of 247 amino acids. The record is from RefSeq and is a predicted model, not a curated record. Gene Ontology annotation, biological process: positive regulation of phagocytosis; surfactant homeostasis.
AGAGAUAAAGUAAAAUGCACAGCAUGCUCUUUUCUCUUUCUGUUUUCUUUUCUUGCUGUUGAGAAGAGAAUCUACUCCUUCUGGAUCAAUCUGCAUCUCUUUCUAGAGUGAAAGAACUGCUUUAUUUGACCAAGGAACACUCUGGUACCAGCCAUGUUUUUCCUCCAACCUUUCAACAUUUUCCUGCUGCUCUUCUUAGGAGCAUCGUUAGCUUCGGCUGCUGCUCCUGAUACAAAUUCCUGCACCGUCUUGGCUUGUGGCAACCCAGGAGUCGCUGGUUUACCAGGGAGAGAUGGAAGGGAUGGGGCCAAAGGAGAGAAAGGAGACACAGGCCUCCAAGUGAGGGGUCAACAAGGCUUCCCCGGGAAGGCUGGCCCUGCAGGACCGAAGGGAAACACAGGAGCCCAAGGCGAGAAAGGACAAAAGGAGAAAUGUCAGCCGUUGAUACAGUUCAAAGGCAAAUUGCUGCUUUGGAAAAGAUGGUCCAGACAUUACAAGCUGAAGUUACCAAAAGCAAAAAAAAUCUUCUCAAUGCAGGGGGUGACCACCAUCGGAGGGAAAACCUUCGUUUCAACUGGUCAGAGUGACAAUUUUGCAAAUGGGAAAGCUCUCUGCAGCAACACCGGUGGUGCCCUGGCGGCUGCCAGGAACGUGGCUGAGAACACGGCCUUGGCGGCAAUGGCCAAGAGGAACGGCAAGCACAUAUACCUGGGUAUAAGUGACAUCCAGACAGAAGGCAAGUUUGUGUAUUUGAAUGGACAGGCAGUGGGGUACACCAAAUGGAAACGUACGGAGCCUAACAACUUGAACGAGGAAGACUGUGUGAUACUCCUUCCAGACACCCAAUGGAAUGACAUCAGCUGUGACCACCAAACACUCAUCGUUUGUGAGCUUUGAUCUAUCUAGAACGUUGCAGUUUGUAUUCCCAGGGGCGUCCAUGGAAGAAGAAAACUCAAGUGAUGUCAUGACAUCAUCAUACCAUCAUUGGUGCUCUUAAUGCCAUAAUCACACCCUGACACCUCUUUGACAGCUUUGUGGCUUGCUAGCGAUGCCUGUCCAUAUUCUAGGACAGGACAAAAUAAUUGCGUAAGUGUGUUGAUUUUGCUUUCCAGGCUGGAAAUGUCAUUGUGCUAGGGGAAAAAAAAGAUACAAUAGAGCUACUGUCUCUAUUUUUCUCCACGCAUGUUUUGUCUCGCAGUAUUUUAUUAUUGUGGUUACUGUAUUUUUCG